Molecule: messenger RNA, 429 nt
Organism: Cylicocyclus nassatus
Lineage: Eukaryota; Metazoa; Nematoda; Chromadorea; Rhabditida; Strongylidae
Source: the annotation of a GenBank genome assembly
AUGUUGCUCCCGGAGCUUGUUUCUCCGUUCUGCGUGAUUUCGUGCUUCGUAACCAUGACAGCUCGAACAGGCGGGCAAGCGGAUUAUCUCUAUCCUAACAAAGACAUCCCAGCGCCUUUGCCGGAGGAUUUCUAUAAGGAAUGGCUUGCCGGCGGCAGUCCCGCUGCUCAAGUUCGGAGCUCGGCUAGAUCGCAGUCUGGUCCUUCAGCAACGGAGGCCCUUGUUGAGCAGCUCAUCAAAGAAAAUCAGGACUUGAUUGAGAAGGAAGCAUUGAAACAGGCUGCCGCUGCCAGUGUCAACGUGCAUAACCCGCAGUACUCAAAUUUGAUCCCCCUGUCAUUCGACUAUGAUGACUUUAUCAAGAAGGAGGAAGAAAGACGUAAUAAAGCGCGAGAGAUGACGUUAAAACAGCUUCAUCUUGAUAAGUAG